CCGGCCCUGGCCGGAAGGCGGAAGUGCCUGGGGCUUCCGGUCGGCGUCCUCCGCGCGGCGUGCCCGUCCGUGGUGUUUCUCCGGUAGAGCAUGGCUAAAAGCUUACGGAGUAAGUGGAAACGGAAGAUGCGGGCAGAGAAGAGAAAGAAGAAUGCCCCACGGGAGCUCAGCAGACUUAAAAGUAUUCUCAGAGUUGACGGUGAUGCUCUGAUGAAAGAUGUCGAAGACAUAGCAACUGUGGUGGUCCCCAAACAGUGCCAGGAGAAAAUGCAAUGUGAGGUGGACGACGAAAAGGAUGACACAAAAAUGGAGACUGAGCUGAAGAGAAACAAGAAGACUCUUCUAGACCAGCAUGGACAGUACCCAGUGUGGAUGAACCAGAGGCAGAGGAAAAGACUGAGGGCGAAGAGAGAGAAAAAACGGGGGAAAAGCAGAGCCAAGGCAGCGAAGGGCCUGGCCUGGUAGACCCUCGAGAACUGGAAAGUGGUGGUGCACGUGCCUUUAAUCCCAGCCCUCGGGAGGCAGACAGGCAGAGCUCCGUGAGUUCGAGGACAGCCUGGUCUGCAAAGCAGGUGCCAGGACAGCCUGGACUGUUACACAGAGAAACCUUGUCUCGAAAAAUCACACACACACAAAAAAAAAAGAAAGAAAGAAAAACUGGAAAGUGUUCAUGGGAAAGAAGUUCAGUUGUUAGGAAUGUCUUCACUGAUUUCAGCUCCCACUGAAUGGAAGCUAUUUGUUUUCAUAUUUUAGUUUUGUCUUAGAUCUGUAAUUCAAAUCCAGAAUAAUUGAUUUGUUUUGGGAACUUGAAUAAACUACCUUCCGUGAUGAAGAAAAUUGGA
Peromyscus leucopus (white-footed mouse) is the source of this 842-nucleotide messenger RNA. RefSeq names its product LLP homolog, long-term synaptic facilitation factor (gene Llph). NCBI's taxonomy places the organism in Eukaryota, Metazoa, Chordata, Mammalia, Rodentia, Cricetidae. The record is from RefSeq and is a predicted model, not a curated record. Gene Ontology annotation, molecular function: RNA binding. The transcript is spliced from 3 exons. The coding region runs from base 91 to 465 and encodes 124 amino acids. Gene Ontology annotation, cellular component: nucleolus. Gene Ontology annotation, biological process: dendrite extension.